AUGCCUACACGCAUCACCAUGUACACGCCCGCCAACCCCCAAGGCACCACCACCACGCUCACAAAAACACCCUCCUCCUCCUCCUCCGCCGUCCUUUCCGCCGAGGAAGCCGCUGUGCUUACGCCCUUUCAAAAACGCGUCUUCCACCUCCUGCAGCAGAUCCCCGCCGGGCGCGUCACCACCUACGGCAGCCUCGCCCGCGCGCUGCGCACCUCGCCGCGCGCCGUCGGCAACGCCCUCCGCAACAACGUCUUUGCGCCGCGCAUCCCGUGCCACCGCUGUGUCGCCAGCACCGGCUACGUCAACGGCUACGACGGCGAGGUGAUUCAGCGCUCGUCGUUUGCGCGCGAGGGCGGCGGCCAGGUGGUCACGGGCAAGGCCUCGCAGAGCAGAGCCGGCAGGGUCAAGGCGGACAUGAGGAAGAAGGAGCAAGAGAGGACGGAGCCGCCGUCGGGGACGAAUAUACAGAAAAAGCUCGAUUUGCUGAGGACAGAGGGCGUUUCGUUUGAUGCCAAGGGCAUGCUGCAGAACAAGUACAAGGUUCUGUUUGAUGGGCCGUGGGAUGUGCUUGAUGAAUAA
Molecule: messenger RNA, 579 nt
Organism: Akanthomyces muscarius
Lineage: Eukaryota; Fungi; Ascomycota; Sordariomycetes; Hypocreales; Cordycipitaceae
Exons: 1
Coding region: 1-579 (192 amino acids)
Biological process (GO): DNA repair
Molecular function (GO): catalytic activity
Source: RefSeq, a predicted model, not a curated record